GCUUUGUAACAGCACUAAACAUUCACCCAGGAACACCGUCUCUCUGGCUAAAUGAAAACGACCGACUAAUAAUCUCUGACGAAUCUGGAUAGAUCAGAAUGGACGAGUUUUUAAAAUCAGCUUUACCUGCGCAGGACUCACUCAUGCUGGAUGACUCCAGUCUGGCAAUGCCGACCAAGCCGAGCCGGAGAUCCCCGACGGAAGUUCAUUCAAAAGACAGCAUCCAGCGAGUCCACCAGCAGGUCCAGCUCACACUGGCACGCAAGGCGAGGAAGACUGCGUCGAAUGGUAGUGUCCAUUUACAGAAGAACUUUGUGAAGAGCUUCGAUGCUACAGAUGGACUGGUACAACACAUGAAGCCCUGGGUGAUGUCUCCUAAUGGAUUUGGCUUCACGAACAGCUCUCUUCAGGAGCAUGUGCGGAGACCAUCAAGGAGAGUGGAAGUGUCUCCUCCAGCGAGUCCAGAGUUAUCUCGCAGCCUUGUUGCUUAUAAUCCCCACCCUUUUGGGAUGUACGCCCUCCCAAGCCCCUGUCGGUUACACAGGAUGGGCACUGUGCUGGACCACUCAUUUGGGUCUGAUUUAUGUCAGCGCUACGCCGCCUCAGAGGACCCUCGGGACAUGCGGCUGCGCGCAUCCACACCUGAACAUGCGAGCUUCCGCCGGAGGUCGCUCAGACAAACUCUAAGACCACAGCCUGUGUUUGCAGAUCCGGCGUUUCAGCAAAGUGAUGAAUUUGCAUCUGGCUGGAGUCCUUAUCAAACUGUUUGCAGACAGGACAAACCCACUGUGCAGAGUGAUGUUGGGAUACUUGGUGCUCUGCAGCCUGAUAAAAGGCUGUCGUUUCUGCCUCAGGUCAGGGGGGGCAGUCAAGGGCUCCUUAGACAGAAUUCAUACGCGCCCUCGGUCAUCAGCCUGGAGGUGGAUGGGGGGAGGGCAAUGGAAGCAUCACUCCCCAUUCAGCCAAUACAAGCGCACAAUGUCAUGACUCUGAAGUCAGAGAACAACCCUCCAGAGAUGACGUUAGAGAGGGCCGUGAAUCUGUUGACCCAGGAUGAUGAGGAAACACUGAUCUCUGCAGCCAGCUACAUACAAAGCCAAAGUUUCAAGAGCGCUGAUGCUAAAAAGAUGGUAUACUACCUCCGUGGGAUCGGAAAGCUCCUGCAGCUCCUCUACAAUGACAAUGAGGAGGUGCAGCGUGCCACCGCUGGGGCGUUACGUAAUGUUGUUUACCAGAGCAGCGAAAACAAGAUGGAGGUGAAGGAAAAUGACGGUUUUGUUACCAUUUUGCGUGCACUGAAGAGCAGCCGUGAUGUGGAGACCAGACGACAACUUACUGGUCUUUUGUGGAACCUCUCCUCUCAUGACCUAUUGAAGGAACGUCUCUCCAGAGAGGCCUUAUCUGUCCUCACACAGUCAGUCCUGGUGCCCAGUUCUGGCAUGUCUGAGGGCGAGAACCCAAAAGACGAUCUUCUCACAGAUGCUGAUGUUUUCCACAAUGCUACAGGCUGCCUGAGAAAUCUGAGCUCUGCUGGUCCAGAUUGCAGAAAAGCAAUGAGGGAGUGUGAGAAUCUUAUUGACUCUCUGGUCUACUACAUCCGAGGGACCAUAGCGGACUACAAGACAGAUGACAAGUCUACAGAGAACUGUGUCUGCAUCCUGCACAACCUGUCUUAUCAGAUUGAGGCAGAGCUUCCAACAAAGCACGUGAGAGAUCUCUGGGAUUCUCGGCAAAACUUGGCUGCCAAACCAAAGACCGUGGGCUGUUUUCCUUAUCGCAGUGCCAAGAUCACAGAGCAUCUGGAGCAACAGGGCCCCCUGCUGGAGGAGAAGGCCAACCCCCGGGGCAUCGAGUGGCUGUGGAGCGCCAUCACUAUCCGGAUGUACCUGUCACUGAUAGCCCGCAGUAUACGUCACUGCACCCAGGAGGCUGCCAUCGGAGCCCUGCAGAACAUCACAGCUGGAAAUGGAGCGGUGACUGAAGCCAUUGCCUUUACUAUUGUUCAACGGGAAAACGGCCUUCAGCAUGUGAAGAAGAUGAUGCAGGAUGGAGAAAGUGAUGUGAAGAGGACAGCUGUGUCUCUAAUAAAAAACCUCUCUCGCUACCAGGAACUGCAAUCUGAAAUAGUCAAGCAGGUGUUGCCAGAGUUGGUGGAGAUGCUGCCCAACGACGACACCAGCACUGACCUGCCCACAGAGGUGACGGCUUCUCUGUGUCGCAUCCUCGUUAACCUGAGCCAGAGCACCACGCAGCAUGUCAGAGACAUCUUCAACCAGCGAGCCCUCCCGAAGAUCAUCAACAUCAGCAGCAAGGACAACGGUUAUGGACCAACCAGAGCAGGUCAGACAGCAUGCGUCCUGCUGCACACGAUGUGGAAACACAAUGAUCUCCACAAGGCCUUCAAGAGGUGUGGAUACAGGAAAGCUGAUUUCAUCAACGCGAGGACAAUAAAGGCUGCAAACUCCAGCUGAGAUUGAGCUGAAUAUCCAUUAACACCAAACUCAAACUCACACGUGUUAAUAAUGUCAGCUCUUGUGAUCACAAAUCACUUACUGCACUAUUUGUACUGUAAUGUAACGGAGUGUCCGCGUCACAGUUUAGUAACUGUUGGUUUCAUAAAAGGAUAAUUAGAUUUUUCUCUCAAUGCUGCAGACAAAAGUUAGUGAAGCAGGCCUACAUUUCCCUUAAACGUCUCAUGAAAUUGCUUUUCACUAGCAAGAACCACACCACAACAAUAUGUCGUUUAAAGGUUUAAUGGAAUUCAGGAGGUAUUGAGGAUGUUGAGGAUAGAUGAAUGGAUGUGGGUGAAGGUAGAAGGAAGAUGUCGUCUGUUAGGCUGGUCUGGGAGGAUGUACUGAAGACCAGGCCGAGGGAAACUCAGUGUGGGGAUUCUCAGGCAUAUUUCCGCCCGAGCUGAUCACUGGCCCCCAGACAGUGCCUAGAAUGAGAUGUGGGAGAGGUAUGCACCAGAUUGAAUAGGAAGGGAUGGGGGAAAGAGGGAUGAGCAGAGGGAGGGAUGAUGUAGGAAGACGAACCUAAUUUAACAAGUUAACUACAUUAAAAUUGUAAAUUUCAUGGGACCUUUAAAGCACUUUUUAGUUUUGUUUCCUUAAAAUGCAACAUCUCUUUAGCAAUGAUAGUGUAUUUAAUGUAAAGUAUUGCUUUAUGUUUGUGUAGUUAUUUUAUAUAUUUAGUGGCAGCUUUACAGUUGAAAAUGUGUUUUUAUGCACUUCUGCACAGUAAACCUUUAAACUGUUAAUGAAUUUAUAGAAAUGUGUUUUUAAAACUUAAGAAUGACUUUGAGAAUGAUUUCCUACUUUAAAACUCAACAAGCUUCCCUUCUUUAUUGAGUUGAUUCCAGAAACAAAUUAACUUGAUUGUUGUUUAUGUUUUUGAAAACUGUGAUUAUUACUUAAAUAAAUGCCAGAAUUGGUCAACAAUUGUUCGACA
This is a messenger RNA of Thunnus maccoyii (southern bluefin tuna), 3450 nucleotides long. It is a transcript of the gene pkp2, whose product is annotated as plakophilin 2. The record is from RefSeq and is a predicted model, not a curated record. The transcript has 13 exons. Gene Ontology annotation, molecular function: protein kinase C binding; molecular adaptor activity; cadherin binding. Gene Ontology annotation, cellular component: nucleus; cytoplasm; intermediate filament. Gene Ontology annotation, biological process: protein localization to plasma membrane; intermediate filament bundle assembly; cell-cell junction assembly. Bases 99 to 2471 code for a protein of 790 amino acids. NCBI's taxonomy places the organism in Eukaryota, Metazoa, Chordata, Actinopteri, Scombriformes, Scombridae.